CCGUGACGUAUCCUGUAAUAGGAGGAGGGGGAGUGGUUCGUAAUUACUUUAACUGAAUGACAUAUAAAAGUGACCGUAGGGGCGCUAUGUGUGUGCGUCUGCUCUGUGUCCGCGAGGGAGAGCGGUAAUUCACUUCCGGUGAGGUGUGCGAACAUUGGGAGGGUGGACUGAGGAGCUGUAUGGGAUGUUGACGACAAUGGCGGUCUGUAUGGAGAUGAAUCUAAACAUAACCGCGACUAGGUUAUGUGAAUCUCAUUAAAGGUGUGAGCCAACGUGUGCAGUAUUGCAGUGGGCUGGUGUUUGGCUUGGUGCGUGUUUCGACUAUCGUGGGAAGCUUGACGAUUGGCUGUUCCAGUGGCCACAAAUUGCUUUCCCAUACUGGGGCCUUGUGCCUCAGCAUCGGAUUGUCACCUCGUUUGUUUGGGAUCGUACGGUGCUGUAGUCAAAUCAAGCUGGCGGAUCGAGUCGAGUAACCGGUCGUUGGCUUGUGCAAGUGCACUUUUCCUUUAUGAACUGAGUACAUUGACUGUGUUCAACUUUCACAGGACCAGCUGGACCGUUGUGCGGCGUUUCUCUCGCUCCUCCUGGUUGUGAGUAACGUGAAACCGAAACCUUGCAACUAUAGUCUAUAGCGGUGUGCAACAGACGAUCGGCCCUUUUUGCGUCACCGUCCUUUUUGAGUUUGUUUUUGUUUGGGUUGACUCUUACAUGAAGACUGUUUUCUGUGUCAUUGUUUUCUGUGUUUAUUUUGAUGUAUUUAUGGAAUGUUAGCUCUUAUUGUAACCAUUUUGUGGUUAUGGUCGGGUUCUAGCCCACGUUCAGAGCUGCUGUGUGCUGGACGCGAUUCCUCGCCUAUAGAGCCGAACUGAGACGUUGAAUACUUUCCAUGUUUUAACUUGUAUUGUGUAUAUGUGAUCUGACCAUGCUGUUUUAAAUUCAAUUAAGCGUUGGAGGUAUUGAUUUCUCUAUUUGUGUCUCUCAUCAGAACCGGGUGGCCAAUUGCGGAGGGGCAGCCUUCCCUUGUGUGUGUGGUGGUGGGCUUUUCGCCUGAAUGCCGUGUUCACUGGAGGUGUGGUAUGCUGUGGUUUUGGACAGAGCCAAAUGGAGAAGAGGAGGGAGUCAUCCCAGAGGUUUGGGUGAGGGACAACAUGGUUCACUGGCCACCAGGGGCUAAUGUAACCAAAGCAGCUGAAGAGAUGCAUCAGCCAGCAAGCAGCUGGAAAAAGUUUCCACUACUGAAAAUCAAAAUCAAGUCAAAGAAGCGGGAAGUGUGUGAGGCAUUCGACCAAACAACAACUGCAGAGCUGAGUGAGGAAGAAUGCAGUCCUGUCAAGAGGGUAUCGAAGAAAAAAAAAUACCCAGGGUUUAUCUUAGAUGUGGAUGAAUGCACCCCAGAUGGUUCUGGAACAGGAUGUAAUGUGUGGAAGCACAUUCACAACACAGUCUGUCCUUUCCAAAACCACCAAGGGUUCGACAAAUGUCCAGCCAGGCUUCAGGAUCAGGAGAAAUUACUCCUAGAUCCAGGUCUCGCAGUCCACGCCAGUUGUCCUACACCAUGCUCCAUAGCACUCCACACCAGCGGUCAUGCACUCCUCGCCAGUGGUCCCGUACUCCAAGCCAGCGGUCCCGUACUCCACGCCAGGGGUCCCGCACUCCACGCCAGCGGUCCCGUACUCCACGUCAGCGGUCCCGUACUCCACGCCAGCGGUCCCGUACUCCAAGCCAGUGGUCCCGUACUCCACGUCAGCGGUCCUGUACUCCACAAACUUUAAGUUUUUCCCUCUUCUCCUCGCUUUCCUUAGCUUUUAAAUAGCUUGUAAAAGCACUGUAUUUUAUUUUCACUUUUAAAUUAGCGGCAAUUCAGCGUCAAUUGCUUGAAUUCAGUUCAAACAACAACAAAAUUGGUUAUCUUUACAUCAAAGGAGAAAGUUACAUAUGUAUUUGUUCAUCAUAAAGGCUCUGUUAGGUAAAUUACCAUCUUAUAUUUCUAAUUUGUUAACGUUACAUAUCAAAAGUCGUUGUACUAGAUCGGGUUCUUGUAUUUGGUUAACAGUUCCAAGGGUAUUGUCAAAAUUUGGUAAAUGUGCUUUCUCUGCUUAUGCUCCUUGGGCCUGGAAUGAAUUGCAAAAUGUAAUUAAUCUUGAUACACUUCCAACAUUUAGUAAUUUUAAAUGUCUUUUGUAUAAUGUUUUAAAGGAUACUUUAAAAUUGUAAUUGUUUUUCAUGAUGUCAUACAACAAUCGAUCUGCGCAGC
Messenger RNA from Onychostoma macrolepis, 2254 nucleotides. RefSeq lists its product as uncharacterized. Bases 1077 to 1772 code for a protein of 231 amino acids. The transcript has 7 exons. NCBI's taxonomy places the organism in Eukaryota, Metazoa, Chordata, Actinopteri, Cypriniformes, Cyprinidae. The record is from RefSeq and is a predicted model, not a curated record.